GAACCCCGCCCUCCCUCUCUCCCUCGACCCUCGACCAAUUCCACCAAUUCGACGAUCCCUGCCACCCCCUCCAACUCAUCUCACAACAUUACUGUACUGUAGUAGUCUACCUUGGCUCUCCCUCGCUCUCUAAGCAGCUAGCACCCAGCUACCUAGCUCGCUAGCUAGCUAGCUAGUUACCUAACUCAGCAGACAUGCUCCCUCAACCGCGAUCAGAGGGCACCCUCCUCAUGUCCCCUUCCACUUCACAAGACGCCCUCUACUCGUCUUCUCCUCUCUCAGAGUACUCUGCAACACUCCCAGAACAAGAAGCCCCCGACGAGGCUAGACGCUCAACCAGCGCAUCCGAAGCUCUCCAGUACUACUGGUCGAGCUCGGCUGGCGAGCGCAACGGCUCCGUCGGCUCCAAUCUAGGCUUGUCCCCCAUCGACACUUCUUCCUCCUCCGCUUCUCGCAUCCUCGCAUCACCAUACUCCCUCUCCUCACCCAACCCCCUCGCACCGCUCGGCACCUCCCCCCUCAUGAACAACAAAAGUGACGUGAGUCUUCGCGAUCUAGUCGUCCAGGAGGAACACGCGCGCCUUGCCGGAUCAAGCACGGCCGCCGACUUGCCUGACCCGCGCGGUGGUAUGCCCCGCGAUCACGAGGCCACCGCCGCCGGGCAGAGCAACCGUCGCAUCCAUCUCGUCUCGUACCCCAGCGACGGGAGCAUCCCUCGCGCGUCCAACUCAAAUCGCCCAUCCAGUCGUGCUUCGAGCAAUUCAGGCGAGAGCGAGUACUCGCUACCCGACGAGAGCGGGAGAGAAGAGCCAGUGCAGAGACCCAUACCGCGCCGCACGUCGCCAAUGUUGCAACAGCGGCCGCGUGGGCUCGUUGACGCCGAGGGGCGCCUUGACGUGUUGCUCGACCCCUCAUUUGAGGAAUGGGCGCACCAGCGUGCAUGGGAAGGCGGCGACCACAGGAGCUCGAGUGCGCCUAUCUCGCCAUCGGAGGCCGCUGCACCUGGCGCCGCCUCUGGCCAGUGGCAUUCACCAGGGGCGACUCUCCUCGACCGGCGGCGUGCUGUACGUACGCCAUCACCAUCCCGCGACCGCACGCCGCGCAACUCUGCAAUGUCCGCGCGGUCGGGGUCACAAACGCCGCGCGCCUCGCUCCCUAAAAGCGGGCGGUUGCUGUUCGUCGCGCCGGCUGACGUGUCGCGAGGCUCGAUCGAUGCGUUGGAACGUGAAGCACGCGAGGCUAAUGGCGUGGGUUUGGAUACAACACGCGGCAGUCGCGUAGGUUUGUCCAUUCUGGGCAAGGAAGAUCCAGAAAUGCCUCACAGUGCGCCCGCGAUCAAAACAGGUUUUGGCGACAUCGGGCUCCCGGAAGCACGUCGUCCUACUUCACUCUUGCCGUCUGCGCACAUGAACUCGCCAUCAGAACGCAAGCUCAGCGCACCAAAUGGGGAUCCUGUGCUGGGUGCAAGACGAAGUCCAGAACCUCCACCUCGGAGUGAACUUCGUAAACAGCCGACACGCACGCCAACGCCACCAGGCGGUCCCCUCGUCACUACCCCUACUUCAUUAUCUUCCCCAAUCACCAUGAACAACAACAACAACAACAACAACAAUAACAACGUCGACCACGUCAAGCCGCUGCGACCAUCAGGAGGUCUGCGUACUCACACGCUCCCCACUAUCAUCAACACGCCCAACACGCCUGUCACCUCGCCGCAGCAACCUGGACGGAGCGCCCGCGCCCCCUCGCCGCGGUCACACACCGCCCCUCUACCCAGCGAACGAGAGGGGUCACCAAAGCCGAGCAUGCGCGAGUCGGGCACCAUCCAGGACCUGACAAACAUCCUUGGCGGGGCUAUCGACGAGAUUGGACUAAUCGACUCGCGGGACACGCCGCCACCAAAUGUUGGCGAGCCGCCCAAACAUCGCGUGCCAUUGACACUUUCACAGGUGCCCGUGCGCUCGGCCUCCAGCUAUGCCAACGCUGUGCCCAUUCACACACCCGAGCAGCAGUUCGCGCAACUCCCAUCAGCCGGCACCUCGCAUGGGACGUCGCCGACGGGGCGAGCUAUGCUCGGCGCGAGCCCAAUAGGUCUGGGCCUGAUGAGCAGCGUAGGGGCCAGCGUGGCUGCCGCGGGUAACGCAGCAACCCAAAGGACAGGAAACGCUGUCCGCCACGUGCGCAAGGCGUCGUCGAUACUGUCGCUGAGAUCGAGCAACUACUCGCACCUUUCGCCAACAGCUUCGACGUUCUCACCAAGUUCUUUGCCCAACGCCGUGUUGUUUGGGAGUAUUAAGCAGCUGAAGACGCCGAGGGAUCGCGCGAGAGCGUACGAGCAGAGCACGGCCGAGCUUCAGCGGACAGAGUCGGGCCUGCGCGAGUGGCUUUAUCACCAACCUCCAGUGCGGCAGAUGAUGCCGCGGCCAAAGGCGCCUGGUCAGUCGGCAUUAGGCUUCGGAUUACGUGCGCCUGAGGAGACGCAGCGCAUUGUGUCCGGUGGCUCCGAGUUCCCUAUGAGAGCGGACGGAUUCUCGUCCGCGGCGAAAGAGCUCUCGGUGAGAAACCUCGAUCUCGCAGACGCCCCGACUGCACUUCCUUCAAACCUUCCCUACCCGCAGCUGCAGCAACACAUCAAGGGGUCGAACAGCAUGCAGAGUCUCACAAGCCUGUCAUCAUACAAGCCACAACCACGCGGCCUGGGUCGCGCCUUCGGCUUCCUCAAGCGGGACAAGGAGAAUGCGUCGCUCGCGAGCCUCGGCCCGGCGAACCCACAGGCCUACGCGCCGAGCAUGAGCGGCUCGAAGCGAGAGCUGCGCAGCAUGCCCAUCUCAGCGCCCUACUCGCCCGCGGCAGGCCGGAGCAGCCUCGACAGCCUCGACGGGCCGCGCCUCCAGCCGUCGCUUGGCGUGCCGCGGGGCCCGCGCGACGUACCUGGGCGAGUAAGCCAGGAGGCACAGCGCAGCUCGCUGGACAGGCAGCGCUCGCCGGCGCCAGGCCCCGGUGCGCCGGUGCACGGGCCGCACGGGGCAUCGCCGCUCGCGCAGCGCGACCACAACGUCAGCGACGAGGAGGUGCGCGCCAUGUCGGAGAUGCUGCCGCACAGCGAGCGCGCGGUGCUACGUGCAUAUCUCCAGACGUACGGCGAGCCGAGCUAUGCCCUGACGGCGUACAUCGAAGACGAGAAGAACGGGAGACUGAUGCGGGCGUCGUGAGGAGUGGAGAAGUGUGAGCAGCAGCAGCAGCUG
Cutaneotrichosporon oleaginosum is the source of this 3245-nucleotide messenger RNA. RefSeq lists its product as uncharacterized. The record is from RefSeq and is a predicted model, not a curated record. Lineage: Eukaryota; Fungi; Basidiomycota; Tremellomycetes; Trichosporonales; Trichosporonaceae.